AGAGACGCGUGCUGCUUAGCCAUCUUACAUCCUACUGAGGUCAACUAUCUCUCAGACAACAUUCCACCGGUGAGAAUGCAUUGAUUUUGUCUUGGAUGGUUUUUGUGGUGACAGUUUCCUUCGGCACUCAGAACUGACAGGCUUCCCGAUCUAGCUAAACUUCCAGUCACCAGCAGCACCACAGACGAGCACUGCUUUAAGCCACCUCACAUCUUGACCAAAAUUAGCUCCACCAUGUUCAAUAACAGCUCUGCGUCCCUUCCCUUGGACUUAAACGAGACAUUAGUUCCUGAGUUUGCUGGGCGGUUGCUCUGUGUCCUAUGGUACUUAAGGAACCAGACCGUGCCCUACAGCCAGGCUGAAGAAGCCUGCUCCAUGUACUUUGAUGAGUCUGGGAGAACUGAGAUGACAGUCUUCUGUUUGGUGGUAGCAGUUUUCAUCAUCAUCGCCAACACAGUUGUGCUCUCGGGCAUUAUUGGAAACCGAGAACUGCAUAAGGCAUACUUCAUCUACUUGGCAAAUCUCUCCAUGGCAGACAUGGUUGCAGGCAUGGCCCUUCUGUUCUAUUCUACAGCAGGCCAGAUGGAAGUGACCAGUCUGUACAGCAAAAUGAACAUGAAAACUGUAAUGAUAAGUACUCAGAUCCUGUCUGCAUCUGCUUUGGCCCUUCAGUCACUAAACUCAUAUGUGGCUGUCAGGCAUCCCAUAUUCUUCCACAAUCAAGCUCACAAUGCCAAGCCUAUUGCGGGUUUUGCUAUCACAACAUCGUGGCUUAUCCUGUGCUUGAUGAGUCUAACACCCAGUAUGGGUUGGAAUUGUCUGGACAUGCCCACAUCAAACUGUUCCAGCUUUUACCACACCUCCCAGAUGGGCAUCACAGGAGCAACGAUGGUACUCCUGGCUAUCACUGCAUUGUUCGCAACUACAAGUGCAUUCAUCGCAUUGAAACAACGCCCAAAGAACAGGACAGCAGGUGGGCAGCCAGUUCAAGGCAAUACUCUGGGACAGCGUCACAAUCCGGCACAAAAUCAGGCAGGGCAAAAUCAGCCGAACAAUAUGGCGCAAAACAGGGCAGAAAGAAAGUACCAGAGAAGUCUGAACAAGAUAAAGACAGUAAUCGCUCAUGUGGUGGUCGCGUUUAUCUUCUGGCUCUUACCUCUUGUGCUCUUUCCGAUAUGCCGCAAUAGGGUGAACUGCUCACUGCCAACCGGACCACCUGGAAUUGUUCUGAUAAUGACCUUCAACUCAGCAAUCAACCCAAUCGUAAGCAUCGUCUGCACACCAGACUUGAGGAAGGGAAUCAGGAAAAACAUGACGGCCAUCUACCGGGGGCUGACUGCACUUGUCUCCAUGAUACGGGGUAACCGGGACAAUCCACAGGAUGUACAACAGGUGCCGCCAAACGCCACAUACAUGCAGGGAGGCGCCACACGUGCAGCUGAACAAAACACACCGACAGACCGGCCCGCCACGGAGCACAGCAAUACCCGUCAACCUGGCCAUGGCAUUGACAGAACAACCUUCACCCCGGCAAAGGAUCACUUGGAACAAUGAAACUUAUGUCAUGGUAGAACUGGCCCAGAUAUAGAGAACAGCUACAUACAAUAAUUGGUGAGUUCUAAAUCUUUUCUUCUGAUUUGAUCUUCUGUGGGCUGUACACAUUUAUCAGAGGUUAUGUGGGAAGGCUAUGAUAUU
Molecule: messenger RNA, 1695 nt
Organism: Branchiostoma belcheri (Belcher's lancelet)
Lineage: Eukaryota; Metazoa; Chordata; Leptocardii; Amphioxiformes; Branchiostomatidae
Product: sphingosine 1-phosphate receptor 5-like
Exons: 1
Coding region: 235-1554 (439 amino acids)
Biological process (GO): G protein-coupled receptor signaling pathway
Cellular component (GO): membrane
Molecular function (GO): G protein-coupled receptor activity
Source: RefSeq, a predicted model, not a curated record